AUGGCCUCAGCCCUGGGUGGCGGAGUGCCAAGCAUCCCGCCGCAGGUGAGCGGCUUGAAGAUUGUGAACGGACAGAACGCCGUAUCUGGCUCCUGGCCCUGGCAAGUCUCCCUUCAGGAUGCCUCUGGAUUCCACUUCUGUGGAGGCUCCCUAAUCAGCCAGAACUGGGUUGUCACUGCUGCCCAUUGCCGUGUCAUUCCUGGCCGUCACCAAGUUAUCCUGUCAGAGCACGAUCGUCAGUCCAAUGCUGAGCCGAUCCAGGUCAAAAGCAUCUCCAGGGUGAUCACCCAUCCCUACUACAACAGCCAGAACUUUAACAACAACGUGACCCCGCUGAAGCUGUCCUCCCCCGUCCAGAUCACCUCCCGCGUGUCCCCUGUGUGUCUGGCCUCCUCUUGCACCCCCUUCCCCUCUGGAACCUGCUGUGUCACCACUGGCUGGGGCAAGACUGGCACCACAUCAAGCCCCUGUAUCCUCCAGCAGGUGACCCUUCCUCUGCUGAGCUCUGCUCAGUGCAAGCAGUACUGGGGCCAGAACAGGAUCACUGAAGCCAUGAUCUGCGCCGGAGCCUCCGGAGUUGCCAGUGCUCCUAACCUCUCCCUUCUUCUCCUCCAUCUCCAGGAUGAUUCUGGCGGUCCUCUGGUGUGUCAGAGCAGUGGCGUGUGGUUUCAGUUGGGCAUUGUGUCCUAG
Oncorhynchus masou masou (cherry salmon) is the source of this 690-nucleotide messenger RNA. RefSeq names its product chymotrypsin-like protease CTRL-1. Gene Ontology annotation, molecular function: serine-type endopeptidase activity. The record is from RefSeq and is a predicted model, not a curated record. NCBI's taxonomy places the organism in Eukaryota, Metazoa, Chordata, Actinopteri, Salmoniformes, Salmonidae. Gene Ontology annotation, biological process: proteolysis. The transcript is spliced from 7 exons. The coding region runs from base 1 to 690 and encodes 229 amino acids.